Peronospora belbahrii is the source of this 318-nucleotide messenger RNA. Lineage: Eukaryota; Oomycota; Peronosporomycetes; Peronosporales; Peronosporaceae. The record is from the annotation of a GenBank genome assembly.
AUGGAUCACUUAGCGGCCGUGCCGGACUCCAUCAAUGGAGAAGGAACAUCACAGUCGUUUGUGGAUCGUGUGUUUAGACAACAUGGAUUGCCUGUGGCAAUCGUCUUGGAUAGAGACCCCGUUUUACGGUCCGAUGGUCAGACUGAACGCGUCAACCGCGUUAUUGGCGAUAUGCUUCGGAGUGUUUGUGCUGAAACACCCAAUCAAUUGAGCGCGAUACUUCCUCUGGUGGAGGUUGCGUUGAACAACGCGGUGCAUGCCUUGACAGGCUUCACUCCAUUAUAUGGGAAUGGUUUGGUCAGCUCUCGUGUUCCAUAA